GGGAUAGAAAGUCACAGACAUGGCGUCCCGUGCGCUUGCACAGUGUGUGCGCUCGCUGGCCCGCGCAUCUGCAAGGUUAAAUGAAGGCAGAACCGCCUGCGUGCUUCUCGCCGCAGCCCAGCGGCCGCUCUCCUCAUGGACCUGCAACCAGAGGACCAGCAGGACUGAACUACUGCGGAUUCCCAGCCCGUCUGUUCAUCUGUGUCGGCAUUACAGUGAUGCUCCACCCCUCACAUUAGAUGACAUCCAGGAGCGAGUUCUGUAUGUCCUUAAACUCUAUGACAAGAUCAAUCCAGAUGUGCUUAAAUCGACGUCUCACUUCAUGAAAGAUCUGGGGCUGGACAGCUUGGACCAGGUGGAGAUUAUAAUGGCCAUGGAAGAUGAGUUUGGGUUCGAGAUCCCAGAUGGGGAUGGAGAGAAGCUUAUGACUCCUGAGGAGAUUGUAACAUACAUUGCAGAUAAAAAAGAUGUGUAUGAAUAGAGGCAAGUCACAUGGUAUGGAGGAUUGACUCUGUAUUAAACAAUAUGGCUGCAGCAUUGAGUUCCAGUUGUACUAUCUCCAGUCUCUUGUUUAUGGAGUCAACUGCCUUGUCAUGUGUACUGUUGUAUUUAAUGAAAAUGUCACUAUAAACUUUUUGGGAACUUGAGCUGAAAAUAAAGCCAAGACUAAAUUGUAA
Danio rerio (zebrafish) is the source of this 677-nucleotide messenger RNA. It is a transcript of the gene ndufab1b, whose product is annotated as NADH:ubiquinone oxidoreductase subunit AB1b. Lineage: Eukaryota; Metazoa; Chordata; Actinopteri; Cypriniformes; Danionidae. The record is from RefSeq and is marked validated. Gene Ontology annotation, cellular component: respiratory chain complex I; mitochondrial membrane; mitochondrion. Gene Ontology annotation, biological process: fatty acid biosynthetic process.